AUGGCUCCGCGUGCGCAAAAGUCAACCAGCGGCACUCCCGGAGGAUCGGGCACGCCUGGUCCCGACGAAGGCCCGCAGAUCAGCCCCGCCGGAACGUAUGGUCUCGAGGAUGUGGUCGUCGGCUGCAAAGCCUUUGUUCAAAAGCCCGACGUCGUCACGGGCGACAUGGAGGAGCGCAAGGCAGAGAUCCUCUCCAUCAGGGAAAAGCCCAAGCCGCGCCUCACCAAAAAGCAGCAGGCGGAGCUCGCAGGCAAGCCAGCACCCACCCUCGAGGAGAAGCUCGAGUACUACGUCCACUACUGCGAAUUCAACAAGCGCCUCGACGAGUGGGUCAGCGGCACGCGCCUCAUCACCUCGCGCGAACUCGAGUGGCCCAAGAAGGAGCCCGCCAACGACAAGACCAAGCGUAAAGUCGUCCGCACCGCCAGCGGCACCUCCACACCGUCCACGCCCCUCACCCCCACAGCCAAGGGCAACCGAUCCGCUGGCGCCACCAACCUGCUCAAGAAGGCAGCCGCUCAGGCAGCCAAGAACGUGCUCGACGACGCGCACCUCGAGACGCCUCAGCACAAGCGGAAGCUCGGCUCCAGCGACACCUCCACCCCACACAGCACACGCGCCGACUCCGUCGAUGCCGACGCAGACGCCGACGCCGACGGCGAGGACGACGAGGACGGCGCCGUCGUCGCCAUCGAAAUGCUCGGUGGCAACGACCAGCAGGAGAGGGACGACGUGGCCACGCACAAGAACGGCGGCCUCACCGCCUCGCUCAACGCCAAUCAGUCGAGCGAUACCUUUAGCAAGGAGCAGGAGAUCGAAAAGCUUCGCACCUCGGGCUCCAUGACCCAGUCCGUCUCCGAAGUCGCCCGCGUCAAGAACCUCAACAAGAUCCAGAUGGGCAAGUCCGAGGUCGAAACUUGGUACUUUAGCCCCUAUCCGCUCGAGUACGCCCACAUCGACACGCUCUACAUCUGCGAGAUGUGCCUCUCCUACUUUCCUUCGCCCGUCACCCUCCGCCGUCACCGCAGCAAGUGCACGCUCGCGCAUCCGCCCGGCAACGAGAUCUACCGCCACGAAGACAUCUCCUUCUUCGAGAUCGACGGUCGCCGCCAAAAGACGUGGUGCCGCAACCUCUGCCUGCUCAGCAAGUGCUUCCUCGACCACAAGACGCUCUACUACGACGUCGAUCCCUUUCUCUACUACUGCAUGGUAAAGCGCGACGAUCUCGGAUGCCAUCUCUUGGGCUAUUUCUCCAAGGAGAAGGAAUCCGCCGAGAACUACAACGUCGCCUGCAUCUUGACCCUGCCGCAGCACCAGCGCGCUGGCUAUGGCAAGCUUCUCAUCGAAUUCUCCUACGAGCUCACCAAGCGCGAGAACAAGCUCGGCAGUCCCGAGAAGCCGCUCUCCGAUCUGGGCCUGCUCAGCUAUCGAGCCUACUGGGCCGAGAUCAUCGUCGACCUCUUGCUCAAGACCGAAGAGGACAUCAGCAUCGAGGAGAUCGCACAGAAGACCGCCUUCACCCACGCAGACGUCCUCCACACCUGCAUGGCGCUCAACAUGCUCAAGCAAUACCAGGGCAAGCACUACCUCGUCCUCUCCGACGCCGUCAUCGCCAAGCACGACAAGACGGCCAAGAAGAAGCGCAGGCGCAUCAACCCGGACAAACUCAACUGGACUCCCCCCGUCUUCUCCCGCCAGCAGCUCCAAUUCGGCUGGUGA
Messenger RNA from Moesziomyces antarcticus, 1719 nucleotides. Its product is annotated as histone acetyltransferase catalytic subunit of the SAS complex Sas2p. Gene Ontology annotation, molecular function: histone acetyltransferase activity. NCBI's taxonomy places the organism in Eukaryota, Fungi, Basidiomycota, Ustilaginomycetes, Ustilaginales, Ustilaginaceae. The record is from RefSeq and is a predicted model, not a curated record. Bases 1 to 1719 code for a protein of 572 amino acids. The transcript has a single exon. Gene Ontology annotation, biological process: regulation of DNA-templated transcription.